This is a messenger RNA of Pecten maximus, 1045 nucleotides long. Its product is annotated as calmodulin-A-like. Bases 252 to 707 code for a protein of 151 amino acids. The record is from RefSeq and is a predicted model, not a curated record. Lineage: Eukaryota; Metazoa; Mollusca; Bivalvia; Pectinida; Pectinidae. Gene Ontology annotation, molecular function: calcium ion binding; enzyme regulator activity. The transcript is spliced from 5 exons.
ACAGUACAGACUUUUAAUCUGGUAUUCACAGACACCAGCCGACGGUUAUCAUUGUACGACGUCCUUUGUCUUUACGCAACUCGUCAAUCAGAACGAUGUCGUGUGAUAUAAAUCUAAAUCCAUUGUCUAAGUGGUUCAAAGAUCCCGCCGAUUUAUUUACAACCAUUUAAACAACAACACUGCGACACUGGUUUAUGGGUAUGAAUAAAUUCAAACCGUUUCUAUAAAGAAGACCAGAAUACAAUUGCAGCAUGUCGAUAGAACAACUUAAAGAAGAUCAAAUAGCAGAGUUUAAGGAAGCAUUCAGUCUGUUUGACAAAGAUGGCGACGGUACGAUCACAUCUAAGGAACUAGGAACAGUGAUGAGAUCUUUAGGCCAACAUCCAACAGAGUCGGAUCUCAAAGACAUGAUUAAUGAAGUAGACACCGAUGGUAACGGUACGAUAGAUUUCCCAGAAUUCUUGUCAAUGAUGGCAAGACAGGUUCGGGAUGGCAACGAAGAUGAGGAGCUCGUAGAGGCGUUCCGAGUGUUUGACAAGGAUGGUAAUGGGUUUAUCAGCGCAUCCGAACUCCGACACGUCAUGCUCAGCCUGGGUGAGAAGCUUACGGAUGAGGAGGUGGAUGAAAUGAUCAAGGAAGCGGAUUCUAAUGGCGACGAACAAAUCGACUAUAAUGAAUUUGUGAGUAUAAUGUUAAAACCGAAAUGAUAUGGAGGAACGAAGAGGAGUUCUUAAUUUACACAAAUACAUACAUUUGGAAAUAUCAACAUUUUAUACAGACUAAGGGACAUCAGUAUGUGAUGUAUACAUGAUACAAUGUGAAUACAGAUGUUUGGAGAGAUGCUAGAUAUUCAAUACGUCACAAACAUUACGUCGACGUUGACGUCAUCAAUAACCACCAGAGUCUUCAUAUCUUCGUAUACUUAAUCAGGUGAAGUUACCGGUGUACACUGUAUUUUCCAUACUUGACAAGACUUUGAUGACAGGAAUCAGUCCAUUCAAUUGAUGUAUGCAUAUCAUAUUAAAACAUUCUUUUCAAAUAUUUA